Molecule: messenger RNA, 567 nt
Organism: Penicillium argentinense
Lineage: Eukaryota; Fungi; Ascomycota; Eurotiomycetes; Eurotiales; Aspergillaceae
Exons: 1
Coding region: 1-567 (188 amino acids)
Biological process (GO): chromatin remodeling
Cellular component (GO): Ino80 complex
Source: RefSeq, a predicted model, not a curated record
AUGCCUCCCGCAACAGCCGCCAACGACGAAGCUCACCUGCAGCUCCUCAACGACCUAGACCUCGGCGCCCUCCCAAAGCCCUACCGCAAUCGCAACUGGAGGCCCUCCCAGCGCCGCAACAAAAAUGUCAAACAGAUAAUCUCUGAGAACCAGCGCAAAGAAGCCUCCGUGAUGGCCACGCAAGCCAACUCCGGAGCAACCACCCCCUUCGGUACCUCGGGCGUCACCACAGACGGUACCCAGACACCUACGGACGGAGCUGGCAAGGCGCCUAAUCUAGCUCAAGCAUCACAGAACCUGUCGACUCUUGUUCUGGAGAAGAAUGCCCGUGCGACCUACGCUACCGGACCUGCGGUCACUUACACCAAUAUUGAGUCGGCGCCCUCGCUGAAUCCUGCGCACCAGCGUCACUACUGCGAUGUUACGGGUUUGCAUGGUCCGUAUACGGAUCCCAAGACUCGGUUGCGGUAUCACAAUAAGGAGAUCUUUGGUGUUAUUCGGACACUGGCGCAGGGUGUCCCGGAGAGCUAUCUCGAAGCUAGGGGAGCUCAUACUGUCCUAAAAUAA